Messenger RNA from Aspergillus alliaceus, 1700 nucleotides. RefSeq names its product histidine phosphatase family protein. Gene Ontology annotation, molecular function: phosphatase activity. The coding region runs from base 132 to 1217 and encodes 361 amino acids. The record is from RefSeq and is a predicted model, not a curated record. Lineage: Eukaryota; Fungi; Ascomycota; Eurotiomycetes; Eurotiales; Aspergillaceae. The transcript has 3 exons. Gene Ontology annotation, cellular component: cytoplasm.
UCUAGCCUCGCACGUGCCGGGCUGGUAGGCAAGAAACAACUCAACUCAUUCCCCUCAUGGAGCAACGCACUCUUAUAUAAUGGAGGGCGCCAACCUCGUGCGCUUGAAUUCGUCAGAACCCUGCGCUCAUCAUGAAGGUCUCGAGCUUGACGUCCGUGGCGCUAAGCCUAACUGCCUCUGUGGAAGCCUCGUAUAUCAACUAUACCACAGUGACGGGCUACUUUUUGCAAGAUGAAGCAACAACCGAUCCUUCCACGUUUGACUUUACAGCCACUAACUUUGGACUGAUCAAUCGCACGUACCCAAAUGACAAGAAGAACAGCAAUCUUACCCAGUGGGAGCGGUUCCACCACCAAGUAGUCGACUUGAAUCGCAGAUCUCCUCCUAAUGUGGAUUACAAGGUUCUAUUCCUAGGCCGCCAUGGGGAAGGCUGGCACAAUGCAGCCGAAGACUACUACGGCACUCCUGCCUGGAAUUGCUACUGGUCUCUCCUGGAUGGGAACAGCACUACCACCUGGCGCGAUGCCGAUCUAACAAAUGCUGGCAUCGAGCAGGCCCGGAUUGCCCACAACUUCUGGCAAAAGGAGCUGGACUCGCAGCACAUCCAUCCACCAGACAGCUACUUCGUCAGCCCGCUGACAAGGACUCUUCGCACGGCGAACCUCACUUUCUCCGGCCUCCGUCUCCCAUACCGAAGUGCCCCCUUCCGACCUCUGAUCAAAGAGUACUUCCGCGAGGGAAUCAGCCUCCAUACAUGCGAUCAACGCCACAACCGCACGUACAUCCACAGCCUAUUCCCGACCUGGCCCGUUGAAAGGGGCUUCACGGAGACCGACGAGCUCUGGAACGGUGUAACAGCCGAAACCAGCACUGCACAGGACUUCCGCAGUAAAGCCGCCCUAGACUCCAUCUUUAAAGCAAACGGUACCGGCCUCUUCGUCUCCGUGACAAGUCACUCGGGGGAAAUAGGCUCUAUCCUGCGUGUUAUCAAGCAUCGGACCUUUAAGCUCAACACUGGGGCUGUAAUACCUGUGCUUGUGCGCGCCGAGACUGUGCCCGACGUCCCGACUACUACCAAGCCGUCGUGGACUGUUAGUGCGCAUUGCACCGCACCGCCUGUGACCUCGGUUCAAUCAUGCAUCUGUCCGUCUACGGCGAUACCUGUAACCACGCCAUUGGUUCCGGUUUCCCUAGGAGAUGUGACAUCUAGAUACUAGUAUCCAAGUGAUGGCCGUGCGUAUAUCUAUAACUUAUGUUCUUUCCAUGCUACCCCUUACUCUUGUUUUAAGUUGUAUAUACGCAAAUGAUAAUCAACAAAGUCAUGAUUAUCGACGCGAGAUUCCCCCCCGUCAGUGUUAACUACAGGUUAAAUUGACAGCCAGCCAAGAGUCCCACAAUAGGCAAGGGACAAGAUGACACUGAAGGUACUAAAGUAGUCAAAGUACCACCCAAAAGAAAAAACCAGAUAUGCGUAAACCCUUGCAGCGGAAGAUCGACUUAACCAAAAUGGGACACUCAACAACGAUACCAGGGGAAAAAUAUUCAAAUUAGAAGCCCCAGAUCAUGAACCUGCGUGCAAUCUGCAUACUAUAAACACAAACAUUGGAAGCAUCAACAUCCGGAACCAGCAUCGGAAAGUGUGCAGAGUCCGAUGCCCAACAUGAACACAUGGAGAGCUGAGUAGAGUGAAGAUAAUGACA